Crotalus tigris (Tiger rattlesnake) is the source of this 1844-nucleotide messenger RNA. RefSeq names its product DNA nucleotidylexotransferase-like. Lineage: Eukaryota; Metazoa; Chordata; Lepidosauria; Squamata; Viperidae. Gene Ontology annotation, biological process: double-strand break repair via nonhomologous end joining. The transcript has 4 exons. The annotation marks the transcript as partial. The record is from RefSeq and is a predicted model, not a curated record. Gene Ontology annotation, cellular component: nucleus. Gene Ontology annotation, molecular function: DNA-directed DNA polymerase activity; DNA binding; DNA nucleotidylexotransferase activity.
GAAUUGCUCUUAUAUUAUGAUCUUAUUGAAUCAACAUUUGAAAAUACAAAGCUGCCAAGCAGAAAAGUCGAUGCUUUAGACCAUUUUCAGAAGUGCUUUGCAAUUUUAAAAGUCCAUAAGGAAGGAGUGAACAAAGGAAGUGCUGUCAGAUCAAAGGUUUUCGCUGAAGAAGAAACAAAAGACUGGAAAGCAAUUCGUGUGGAUCUGGUUGUUACCCCUUUUGAACACUAUGCAUUUGCUCUCUUAGGAUGGACUGGAUCUAGGCAAUUUGAACGUGAUCUGCGGAGAUAUGCCACUCAUGAGCGGAAAAUGAUGUUGGAUAAUCAUGCCUUAUAUGAUAAAACGAAGAAAAUUUUUCUGAGUGCUGCAAAUGAGGAAGAAAUAUUUUCACACCUGGGCUUGGAUUACCUUGAACCCUGGGAAAGAAAUGCCUAAAGAAAUUUUUAAUAAGGACUUGCUUAUGGAUCUGUCACAGGGGCAUCAUCAUGGAAAGUCAAUCAAGAUGGCAUCUACAACCACAUUAUCAACCCUGCAACCAUUCAAAACUAACUUUCUUGCACAUGUUGAUGUCACAUGCGUGGACAAAGGGGCAUGUUAACCACAGGGUCCUGGCUAUCCUCUUGACGUCUUUGACUCUUCUGCAAACAUGGCUGUUGCCAAUUGCUUUCACUCUUCCCCCCACUCGUCCUUCAUGGACAUUCAUGCCCAAGGUGGAAACAUAGUUUGGCAGAAUAAAAAACAAAAUAUAGUGGACAAAAAUUCAAGAUCAUGCCUGCAACCAUGCAACUGAAGUUCUAGCAUUUUGCAUGCAUCUAGAUGCAAAAAAAAAAAAAAAAAAGGAUUGAGGGUGUUGAUUUUGUGGGGAUGUGAUUACUGUCUCAAAAUUUUGAGUAGUUCCUUUGUUCAAUCUUUCAUAUAACCCAACUGAAGAACCUAUGGCUGGCUGGGGAAUUCUGGGAGUUGAAGUCCACAUGUCCUAAAGUUGCCAAGGCUGGAAAACCCAGAUAUACACCAAUAGAAUAUCAUAAUAAGUUAUGAUCUGAAUCAUCAUGCUAAAAGUCUUAGAAUCUAAAUUUGAAUGCAAAACAGAUUUUAAAAUUAGGGAUAAGUCCAAGACAGAUCAACAACAAUAAGAAAAUCACAGUUUACUGAGAUACAUGUUGACAGCCUUGAGGGUAAACUUAGCACAACAUUGGAAAAGGGAUGCAUCACCAUUGAGAAUGUAAACUUGGAGAUUAGGCAGCAAUGGCAAAAUUAACAGCAUAUAUUCAUAAUAGAGGUUUGGCCAAAUUUAAGCAGGAAUGGUGUCCAUGUACAUUAUAUAUUAUCCAGCAUGGCAAACUGAAACAUAUGGAGCAUAGUUUUAAAGGGGGAAAUAAUUGGCUAAAGAAGUAAAAUUAGAAAUAUAUGAAAAUUUUGAAUAUUUUUAAAUAUUGAACAUCAGGAGUAUAACAAAGAAGAAGUUAGAAUACAUUCACUCAAUAGUACUUUUACUAGCUUUUUUUUCUUUCCUUCCUCUUUUUUUAAAAAAGAGAUUUAUCUUUAAAUAAUAAAGUGGUGGACACAUUGGUAUUCAGCGAAAAUCCUUUCACUUUUUGUUAAAAAGAACUUAACAUAUUCUGCUUUUUAUAGUUAAUCCUUCAUCUAUGAUAUAUACUGAGUACUAACUGUACAACUUUUCAAUUUCUCUGUCCCCCUACUGAUAUUAUAUAUGUCAUGCCUCCAUUGGAGCUUGAAUCUGCGGAGGAAAAUGAGCUGGAACGGGACCCUAUGGAGGUUGAGGGGGAGGUAUCUGUGGCUGCAGAGGAAUGUGGGGAAGAGCAGGCAGAGGCAGGCCAGGGCCC